This is a messenger RNA of Saccoglossus kowalevskii, 1965 nucleotides long. RefSeq lists its product as uncharacterized. The record is from RefSeq and is a predicted model, not a curated record. Lineage: Eukaryota; Metazoa; Hemichordata; Enteropneusta; Harrimaniidae.
AUGGUACGCCCAUCAACACCGUCUAUGCAUUGCCCCUAUGUCCAUCACUCGGCGGGAUCCAAAGCAAGACCGGAAGCAGGACUCUGGAUCCCGGAAGUGACAGUCCUACCGAGAGUGAUUGUUCCAGAAUCGAGGACAUGUACUAAAGAAAAGAUUACAUCAUUGUUAGAUUUUGGAGAAGCCUUGGCAGUUGUUGGGAGAAAUCAAACCACGUUUUUAACAUUGCCAAUAGAAAUACUUAGAGUGGUUAUAGAAAAAGCAAAAGAAAAGUCUGUUGUUAAAACAUGUUUGAAUAUGACAACAAAUUGCAUAUAUUUAGCGGAGAAUGCAAAGUCCAAAAUAUACAAAGCCGUCAACGUCUUAUCCAGUACAAACAAGAAUGAGGGAGAUGAAAUAGAAAAAGAUAAUAAAGACCACAACAAUAUUACAGAUAAAAAAGAAGAUGCUAUUAGUGAUGGGGAGAAAAUAAGAGAAUAUGAGUUUUAUAACAGCGGCGACGAUUUAUUUGCAGAAAGCACUGAAAGACAAUGGUGUGGUUCUGGUACUGAUCCACCUGGAUUUUUUUUUCGGGGUCGAGUGUCUGCAAAUCCCUUUGGUAACUCAAUGAUGGCAAGGUUGUUUGGAGUCACACUGGCGGUCAAUAUCAAUGCAUUCUUAACAUAUGACAUUUCUGACGAAAUCGCAGCACUUCCGAAACAUGACAUUAUAGAUCUUAUUGGAGACAUACUUCCCAGUAUAGAUGAGAUGGUGUUACUAAUAAAUACCUUUAUUGACAUCGUUUACGAAAAUACCCAAUCAGCACUCAGAGAACUGACAUUAGAACUAAUUGGUAUCAAAGAAGACUUAGAAACCAUUAUGACUGGAAAUGAACUAUUCAGUGAUUUACCCAAUAUCAUAUCGCCUGUACCAUCACGUGCCAAGAAAAUAAUGUAUAUAUGCAUCGAUCUAGAACAACAACAUGCUGAUGAAUCCACAAGAUUAUCUAGUAGUAGUGUCAACUCGCUUUUCAACUAUGCACAUCAGUUACAGAGUAAUAUUGAACGAUGUGCACUGUUAUAUGUCGAAAACGUGCUGAAAAUAAGAAAAGAUUUCACAGGAGUGGGUCUGAUGUUUCAAGCGAAACUCAAUAUUGCUGCAUUGGACUUUGGAUCAGUUCAGAUUGACAUUGUACAGUCAAACAUAUUAGGGGAAUGCAGUAGAUUCAGUGAUAUGUAUGGUUUGUUUGAAGAUGAUAAGUCUACAAAGGGUUUAAUUAAAUUGUCUCACAGCAUAAAAUACAAAAGACUGACACUAGGCCCCAAUUUGGGUGGUGCAUUUGCUCUUGCACCAAAUACAGACGAAUUUUUGUUUCAUUUUUUUGGUGGCGUCAAUAUUCUUCGCAAUUUUGACGAAGUGAAUGUGUUUAUCACCAACGAGAUAAUUCGUUUUCAAGUUGAUGGUUUUAUUUGGAUUGUAUGUUAUGCAAGUUUAUAUGCUCAAGCAUCUGUUUUUUUCCUUGGUCUGAACAAAGGUGGACAGUACGAGGGGAAUUUGGCUUUGGACACCAUUGACUGUGACUCUGGCUUUUAUCAACAAUCAAUUGGUGACCUAUUUAAGUGUUUUCCAUGCCCAGCUGGAAGCUAUCAGCCUGACAUUGGAAGUGCGACUUGUCUGCCUUGUCCUGAUGGAUAUACCACUUAUGAAGAAAAUGCAGUUGACCUUGGUGAAUGUAACUUGUCGUUAUUAGUAGAUGGUGUUACAACAUCUUACACAACAAUCGACGUAGUUGAUCUAAACGAAUCUGAUAGCGCUGUAGAAGCUGUAAACGUGGUGGUAAUUAUAGCAGUCAGCUGUUCCGUUGUUAUGACAAUAGUAAUUGUGGCAGUAGUUCUUAGUAUCGUUGCUUAUUGUAUCAGGAAGAGACAAAAAGUUGGAAUAUUUAAGCCUAAAGAAAUCAAAGCAUCGCAUUGCACAACACUACGAUAA